Messenger RNA from Tricharina praecox, 879 nucleotides. RefSeq lists its product as uncharacterized. The transcript is spliced from 2 exons. Lineage: Eukaryota; Fungi; Ascomycota; Pezizomycetes; Pezizales; Pyronemataceae. The coding region runs from base 41 to 601 and encodes 186 amino acids. The record is from RefSeq and is a predicted model, not a curated record.
CACGACUGAUACGGUGGUCGCGGUGGUAGUAUCUCGCACCAUGACACCGAUCAUAUUCGUAUCUACCGGCUCCAUUCAUUUUUGGGUAUAUACUCACGGUUUACCGGCUACAUGUGAUCUACAUCCAGGGGAAUCGCGUGCGCACUGGAUAGCUGGAUGGUUGAUAAAGCGCUUCAGUGGGCAUUGGUGUUUUCGGUGUUUUCGGCGUUUUUGGUUUCGCCAACCUCCGAAUCCCGACUCCGGAAACCCGAGGUCGCCGUCGUUUUUCAGGUACCAACUUACGGUCCACCGGCACGUACGGCGCGACCGGAACCCAUCCUACACUACUAUAUUCAUAUCAUACAUCCGACCGGAAGCGCGGGCACAACGGCGAGAAAUUAAACCCCGAAUAAUCAAAGAUAGGGGGCAGGUUCUACAUUCGUCCGUGGACAGAGCGACGGAAAUAUGUAAUCGACUCGACACGGAUUUCCAACGAAUACAGCAGCAGCGGCGGGUGUCCGGAAUCACGAAGAACCAUGGCACACCCCGGUCGCCGACUCCCCGACUCCCCCGGCAUGAAGGGAUCGCGAAGCGAAAUUCCCCAAGCGAAUACUGGGCAUAGCUGCUUCUUCUAGUUAGCACGCCGACAAUAGUGCAAGGAUGCCUUGCAGCGAAUGCUAGAGGAAUUCCGUGCAAUACGAGGUACCUACAUCCAGAAAUACAGACGGGGAUCGUUUUCUGCUCUGCUCUGUGAUGCUCUAGAUAGGAUGCUCUAGGAUGCCUGACCUGGCAAUCUGUCCACGUGGGAAUCACGCGAUUGCGAACAAACGCGAACCCCUUUUGGGCGCUUCUGCCACCGGGUCCGGGGGAGGGGGGUAGGGGGUCGGGAAUCGGGGGUAC